AUGAAGCUCUACUUCAUCCGCCAUGGCGAAACCGUAGACAACGUCGCCGGCCUCUACGCCGGCACCAAAGACUCCCAGCUCACCAACCACGGCGUCGAGCAAACCCACCGCCUCGGCGCCCACUUCGCCCGCCACAACGUCCGCUUCACGCACAUCUUCUCCUCUCCCCUUUCACGGGCCUACAGGACCGCGGAGGCGGUGCGCAAGGCACAGCGCGGGAAUGGAGGGUUGGAGGUGGUGAAGGUGCCGGAGCUGAUUGAGCGGGAUUUCGGGUAUUAUGAGGGGAAACCGUUUAAUACGCGGGCGGAUGAGAAGCAGGCGGAGAGGGAUAGGAAGGUGCCGGGGUUUAGAGAUGUGGAGAGUAAGGAGGUUAUGGCUGCGAGAGUGGACAGGUUUUUGGAUGAGCGGUUGAUACCUCUUCUCCGUGAGGAUGGGAAGGAUGAAUUGGUCGUUGCGGUCGUCGCGCAUGGGAUGCUGUUGGCCGGGUUUUGGAGAAGACUGCUGGUCAGGCUACCGAGACAAAGUCUGGUGAUCGCGCCUGAGGUGAAGGAGAAGAGGGGUGGUGCUGUGUUGGAGUACUUGGGCGGGUGGAGCAAUACUGGGUACAUGGAGCUGGCUUUCAAGAAGGCUGAAGAGCCUCGUGAAGAGGCUUUGCAGUCGCCGGUGGCCGCUUCGGAAGAUGUUGGACCUACUGAUGCCACUGCUCUGCCUACGCCAGUUCCGCCCCGUCUUGAGCCGGGAGAUGCUGAAGUAUCGAUCGCUACGCCAAAGACGGACGAGCAAAACUCUUCUUCUACACCAUUGCCACAGCUGUUGUCCGGUUGGUCUACGACGAUUCUGGCGGUCGACAGUACGAUCCACCUCCUUGGUCUCAAAAGGCAGCGAGGAGGCAUCGGGUCACUCGCCCACGACGACGGCCAGCGAAAGCUGGAGUCGUUCUUCAAGAAGCCGCGUCUGAGCUGA
Molecule: messenger RNA, 963 nt
Organism: Saxophila tyrrhenica
Lineage: Eukaryota; Fungi; Ascomycota; Dothideomycetes; Mycosphaerellales; Extremaceae
Exons: 1
Coding region: 1-963 (320 amino acids)
Biological process (GO): negative regulation of glycolytic process; regulation of pentose-phosphate shunt
Cellular component (GO): cytosol
Molecular function (GO): fructose-2,6-bisphosphate 2-phosphatase activity
Source: RefSeq, a predicted model, not a curated record